UAUUGCUUGCGUGUCAUAUUCGUUGCCCUAAAAAAUGAAGAGUGAGAAUACUGUUGUUGGUUUAAUCGGUGAGAUGUUAAAUCCAGUUUCUGAAAUCACAGGCCCUAAAGCUAAUGCUGGACUAAAAUUGAAGAGUGAGAAUGCUGUUGUUGGUUCAAUCGGUGAGAUGUUAAAUCCAGUUUCUGAAAUCACAGGCCCUAAAGCUAAUGCUGGACUAAAAUUGAAGAGUGAGAAUGCUGUUGUUGGUUCAAUCGGUGAGAUGUUAAAUCCAGUUUCUGAAAUCGCAGGCCCUAAAGCUAAUGCUGGACUAAAAUUGAAGAGUGAGAAUGCUGUUAUUGGUUCAAUCGGUGAGAUGUUAAAUCCAGUUUCUGAAAUCGCAGGCCCUAAAGCUAAUGCUGGACAGAGUGAGAAUAGUGUUGUUGGUUCAAUCGGUGAGAUGUUAAAUCCAGUAGGCCCUAAUGCUAAUGGUGAUGGUGAUGGUGUUCGGGAUUUGGGAAAUGGGAGCUCGGUGGUGUACUUUCCCCGGUUCCUGAGCUAUGAAAAGUCAUGGGAGUAUUUUCAUUAUCUCGAUAAACACAUCCCAUGGACCAGACCUACCAUUUACGUCUUCGGUAAACCUUUUGUCCAGCCUAGAGAUGUAUGCUAUAUUGCAAGUAAAGGAUUGAAGGAACUAAUUUACAGUGGGCAUAAGCCAGAUGCGCAUUCUUGGGAUGAUUAUCCACCUUUGAAGGAGAUUCUGGAGGAGGUACACAAAGCCUUUCCUGGGAGUCAUUUUAACAGCUUACUUAUCAAUAGAUACAACAGUGGCAAUGACUAUGUUGGUUGGCAUGCUGAUGAUGAGAAGCUUUAUGGACCCAAUCCAGAAAUUGCCUCCAUUUCCUUUGGAUGCGAACGUGACUUUUUCUUGAAAACAAAAUCUCAAGGUGAAGUUGUGAGAGAGCCUCCCAGCAAGCGAGCAAAGAAAAAUAAAGUGGAGAAACACUGUUUCAAGUUGAAGCAUGGGUCACUGCUGCUUAUGAGGGGCAAUACACAAAGGGACUGGCUCCAUUCAGUUCCUAAACGAGCAAAGGCUGAGUCUGCAAGAAUUAAUCUCACCUUCAGGCGGGUCAUGCAGAUGUCAUCCCGCCGCCUGCUUCUGUAAACACGUUGCUCAUCUUAUUUGUCUCAGGUGUUUUGAACCAACUUUAUAUCUCUCCUACGCACAUUUCUCCUCUCUUCAACUCUAUAAUUAAUCAUGUUUCUUUGUGCUGUUUCUAUAUCAGUAGUAUCCGUACAAGAAUAAAAGUGCAGUUUUAGGGCUAUCAUAAUCCACAACAAAAAUGAAUUAUAAAACAUAGUAGAUUCAAACAA
Messenger RNA from Helianthus annuus (common sunflower), 1350 nucleotides. Its product is annotated as DNA oxidative demethylase ALKBH2. NCBI's taxonomy places the organism in Eukaryota, Viridiplantae, Streptophyta, Magnoliopsida, Asterales, Asteraceae. The transcript is spliced from 4 exons. The coding region runs from base 35 to 1141 and encodes 368 amino acids. The record is from RefSeq and is a predicted model, not a curated record. Gene Ontology annotation, biological process: DNA repair.